Rotaria sp. Silwood1 is the source of this 258-nucleotide messenger RNA. Lineage: Eukaryota; Metazoa; Rotifera; Eurotatoria; Philodinida; Philodinidae. The record is from the annotation of a GenBank genome assembly.
AUGGAAUCAACAAAUGUACGUUAUAAUGAAAACAAACGUUUGAUGACUAAAUUUCGUGCAAAACCAUUUCAAGAAUUAAAACUUCUUGUUAAUGAAAAAAAGCAGCAAAGUAAUAAACACAUAGAAACCGUAUUAAAUGUUCGUCAUUUAUCAAAAGAUAAAAUACCAUCGAGACCACUAAAUGGUAAUUCACCUUCGAAUGAAAACUUAAAAUUACAGAUGAAUAAAAUCAAUUAUCCAGAAUUAUUUACUUAUUAA